AUGAUCCGCUUCAUCUUCACAGCAACAGCUAUAAUAACCAGCUCCUCGGCAAUAUACUUCUACAUCUUCCAUGAACGGCUAUCAAAACGCAUAGCGCACAAAUCGCACAUUGGAACACUCUCCACGGCCACAAAACCAACAAGUAUAGAAUCAAUCCCAGAAACCGUCCUCAGUGAUGAGUACUUUACGCUCUACGACCAUUCCUCAAAGUCUGUGCCGCGGGCCUCCCUCCCUAGCAAUGAGACCACAGACCUGCUCUUCAAACGACUCGUGCGCCGCAACAUGACCGCUUUCUCGCGGUUCCCGCAGGCGCUUGUAAUUGCCAUGGCUAGUAAAACACCGGAGCAGAAGAACAGUUUCAAGGCGGGGUAUCUUGCCGCGCUGGAUUUUGAGGUUGGGGAUUUGGUUUGUGGGGUUUAUCGCGUUGUGGCACGGAGGAGGGAUCGGGUUGAAUUUGAGAUCAAGAUGGAGGCGGUGGAUUUUGUGCAGGGGAGGUUGGCGAUUAGUUAUGAGGAAUGUGGUAGUCAGGAGGAAGACGGGGAGGUUGUGUUUUGUAGUGAGACUGUUAUGUGGAAGAGAGCGGAUGAGGCUAGGAAGAUGCCAUUGGAGAGACCUGUUUUGAGAUGGAUGCAUGAGACUGCGGCUUGGUGGUUGAUCGACUCUGGGGUUAGAUAUUUGAUGGAUUUGGAGGGUUGA
Penicillium expansum is the source of this 696-nucleotide messenger RNA. RefSeq lists its product as uncharacterized. Lineage: Eukaryota; Fungi; Ascomycota; Eurotiomycetes; Eurotiales; Aspergillaceae. The transcript has a single exon. The record is from RefSeq and is a predicted model, not a curated record. Bases 1 to 696 code for a protein of 231 amino acids.